AUGUCAAAACUCGCGGAGCUACCACGUCGAUUGGUCGAUAGCAUCCGGCCUUUGCUUUCAUGGGUCCGUCGAGUUUCAGAUGUUCCCCCGGUUUGUGCCAAUGCGCCAAGGAAAAGGUGCAAGGAGGCGAUAUCCAAUGCGCUUACCCGAUUUCAGACUCUCAUCCAUCAUCUCUUGGUUUUUACGGGUACGGAUCUUGUCUACUAUCUCCUCGGCACGCUCUGCUCCAUCUCUGUAGCAACGGCGAAAAUACUUGGACCCAUGGACAGGAUGUCCAAACAAGGAGGUGGAAAACUGAAUGAGACCAACGCCCCGGACCCAAACGAUAUGCCCGUUUUUAUGAAGUCCCCUGGAGAGAUGUUUGCCUACUUGUCGGAGUCGGGCUUUCUCUUUUCCGAAACAUAUUCAUGGAAUAACACCGGCUUUUCAUCAUGA
Molecule: messenger RNA, 435 nt
Organism: Pyricularia oryzae 70-15
Lineage: Eukaryota; Fungi; Ascomycota; Sordariomycetes; Magnaporthales; Pyriculariaceae
Exons: 3
Coding region: 1-435 (144 amino acids)
Source: RefSeq, a predicted model, not a curated record